This is a messenger RNA of Stereum hirsutum FP-91666 SS1, 2568 nucleotides long. RefSeq lists its product as uncharacterized. Gene Ontology annotation, biological process: intracellular calcium ion homeostasis; monoatomic cation transport; transmembrane transport. The transcript is spliced from 6 exons. The record is from RefSeq and is a predicted model, not a curated record. Gene Ontology annotation, molecular function: monoatomic cation transmembrane transporter activity. Bases 4 to 2412 code for a protein of 802 amino acids. Lineage: Eukaryota; Fungi; Basidiomycota; Agaricomycetes; Russulales; Stereaceae. Gene Ontology annotation, cellular component: membrane.
UCCAUGUCACUGUCAUCUUCGAGGGCCGUCUUCGUCGUAGUUCUCCUGAUCAACUGUAUUCUCUGGUCACAGAGCCAGUAUGCUCUCGUCCCGAGCACCGCCAGUCCUUCCAUCUCCCAUCCCGGCAGGUCGCUCAAGCGCAGCCUUGUCGCACUGUAUUCCGGGUCGAACGACUCAACCGCUCUCGACAUUGAAGUCGCGACGUGCAAACCACUAGGAUUUCCCGUGGCGGAGCAAUGCUCUCAUGUCUGGGACGCCUGCCCCACCGCUCCCACCUUCCUCUCCAUCCCCUACCUGCAGUCUUACUUCUGCUCUUCAUCGACUGCUCGCCCAUUCUUAUUUGCAGGUUAUAUCCUGUGGCUCAUAUUCCUCUUCUCAACGCUUGGAAUAAGCGCAUCCGACUUCUUCUGCCCAAACCUCGCCACACUCGCCUCCAUACUAGGACUGGACGAGAAUGUAGCGGGCGUUACUUUCCUUGCCUUCGGUAACGGCAGCCCCGACGUAUUCUCCACUUUCUCAGCCAUGCGUGCAAACUCGGGUAGCCUGGCCAUAGGGGAGCUAUUAGGUGCUGCGUCCUUCAUCGUAUCCUGUGUCGUCGGCGCCAUGUGUAUCAUCAAGCCCUUCAAGGUCAACCGAGGCCCGUUUUUGCGAGACAUUGGCUUCUUCACUGUUGCCGUCACACUUUUCCUCGUGAUGCUGUGGGAUGGAACGAUUCAGGCAUGGGAGGCCGGAGGUCUGGUCAUUGUCUAUGUCCUCUACGUCUUCGCCGUCGUCAUCACGAGUUGGCUAUCCAGGCGGAGAGAGCGUGCACGAUUACGGGAUGCAAUGAUACGAAACGAAUAUGCGGAAGAGGAAUUUCCCCCAAUGGUCUAUCAUGAUGAUGAGCCGUACAGAGAUGACCCCAGCCCUGUCAUGAGCCGUGCAUCUUCUACGCUCCACCCUCCGGACCCCUAUUCUCGGUCCCGUGCCAUAUCUCAACCAAGUCCCCCUCGACUCGAGAUAGAAACGGGCCGACCUCGAAGGGCCUCCAUGACGCGACGUGCAUCACAGGAGAUCAGUCCCAUGCCGUCAUUCUCUCUCGUGGGCGCUCUGGAGUUUCGCGAGGUCGUUGCUUCACUGCAGACACAAGCUGCAAGCUCCUCCUUAAGCGUGUUCGAUUCACCAAUCACUCCGUUUCCCGGAGGACACUACCACCAUCACCACCGCCACCCACGUUCGCGUUCACGCUCUCCGUUAUCACACGAUGAGUCCACAAACCCAUUCGACCUCACUCUCGGCCUGCCUCUCAAUGACCGGUCACCCGUCAUUCGUCACACCGCGCCUCCCGAGUCCCCGCCCAUUGCACCCCUCAUCGAGAUCCACGACGCCGAGCCUCAUUCCGACGUUCCGACAAUAUCGCACACUCCAGCAUCACCAUCCUCAGAAGCCGACAGCGAAGUUCAACAUCAGCCUCGGCCACUGUCACGCCGCAAACGGGUGCUGCAGAUCUUGAAUCAUGCCUACCACAUCUUAUUCCCAACACUUACGCAUUUCCGGGCAAAACCAUGGCUCGGAAAGAUUGCUGGUGUGUUUGCGGCUCCAGCGGUGUUGGCCUUGACGAUCACCUUGCCCGUCGUCGUGACGCCGUACGACAGCCCUUAUGUCCACGAGAAGACCGUGGUGCCGGACUCGGGCCUCAAUUCCUUUGAGGAAGAAGGUAUUGAGCGGGCUCUGAUCGCAGAGGAAGAGGUUGAGGAGGAAAUUCAUGAACUCCAUUAUAACAAAUGGCUUAUGGCAGCGCAAUGCGCUCUUGGGCCGUUGUUCUCUGUAUCUGUCCUCUUCAAAGGCAUGACCGAGGCAAAGUGGAUGCUGCUUUCGGUCGGAAUUACAGGGCUCGCGGUAGGGGCGCUGGUUAUCGUCUUUUCGGAUAAUGGAGAUCGUCCAGCGUCUCGAUUAGCCCGCUGUUCCAUGGGGUUCUUAGUGGCAAUGGUUUGGAUCAUGGCCAUCGCUGAUGAAGUAGUGAAAGUGCUUCAGACCUUCGGCUUCAUUUUCGGGCUUUCAGAUGCCAUCAUCGGUCUGACCAUCUUUGCGGUCGGUAACUCUUUGGCGGAUCUUGUGGCCAACAUGAGUGUGGCGGUCUUUGCACCUAUCAUGGGAUUCUCCGCGUGUUUCGGUGGUCCUAUGCUGAACAUGCUUCUCGGUGUCGGCAUUUCUGGCUCGUACAUAAUCCACACCACCGCAAAACCCUACGAACUCAACUUUUCUACCACUCUCGUCGUGAGCGCCGUCGGCCUCCUUGCGCUCCUCGUUGCCACCAUGAUCUUCGUACCCUGGAACGGAUAUUUCAUCCCGCGAUCAUGGGGCGUUUUCCUCAUCGGGUUUUACGUGGUCAUCAUGACUGUGAACGUCGUGGUGGAGGUGUUGGAUAUUUAAUAGCGUGUAGUGGAAAGGUCCGUUUUUAUUUGUCGGUGUGUUUUGCUUUUACCUUUGGACUUUGCGAACGUUUGGAUCUGAAUUACAGCUGUGAUGUUGUAGUGUAUAUUUACAUCGCUCAUGUUAUACUACGUGCUUUCAUAUGUCGUCUUCGCC